AAAGCUAAUCAACCACAAUAACUCUGGUUCCUCUUUCUGUCUCCCCUCUCCAACAAAAUCAGACAAAUGAUUUCUGGAGGUAGCAAUUCUGCGAUUGCCUCUUCUUACAGGACUGAUUAUGAACAAGACUGCUCAAGUGAAGCACACGCUGCCCACACCAUUUAUAUUUAACGCAAAAUCCUAUCUUCCGGCUACCAAUCAAAUGGAUUCAUGGCAUAGAUAAGGUUGCCUGUUUGUAUGGAUCGAAGAGAGCGAGAUUCAUGAUUACUCCCAACAUCUUCCGAGCCUGGAGCGAUGGAUUUUUGCCUGUGAAUAAGCACCGACGGGCCUUUGAUGCUGCAGAUGAUGAUGACAAAGAAAAGAUUAUAAGGAAGAGGCAAAAGGUCGCCUAAGAGGCGUCUCAUCAUCCCACUAGCAGGAGAGAGAGAUUUGCCGCCUCGUGGACUGCACCAUCCAAGGGUCUCUUGCCGACGACUGGGGGAAAUGCUGGUCGGAUCCUCGUUAUUAUCAGAGAAGGGCCGGAGGCCUGUGGAGGGUGGGGAACGAAGAAACGAGGCCUGAACGCGGCGGAGAUCACAACCCAGCAUUCGCAAAAGAGAGAGAUACCGUGGGAGAGAGAGAGGAGAGAAGAAAGGGGGGAAAAACUGGGAGAUCGGUCGGGAAAUGGAAGAUGAAGGCGGGGAUGCAUUCGGCGUUCCGGCGGCGCUGUUGCAGGAAGGAGUCGGGGAGGAAGAAGGAGACACCCGGCGGUUCAUCUCGGAGAUGGUGGUUUUCCAAGGGGAGGGGCAGGAGGAAGAGGAAGAAGACGAGGAGGAGGAGGUGGAAGACGAGCAGUCCGUCAAGGAUCCCGUCGCGGCCUCGGCGGCUGAUGUGGCAGGAGGGUCUGGUGCUGCGGACUGCUCCAGCGGGAGUUCCAUGAACGAAAACGACAUGGAUUCCGACGUCCCCGACGAGGACGCCGGUACGCUCGGGAAAGCCCUAACUCUAAACCCGCCGAGGUUGGUGAACCCACAGCCCCACAUCUCGACACAGUUCUUCACCUUCAACCGCGAAUCUCAUAGCCUGAUGGUUCGGUGCAUCGUGGACCGCCGGCUGGCGACGCCGGAGGAGAUUAGAACGGCCACCCCACAAUCGGUGCUCGCGUCGUGGCGCGGCGUGUGGAAGGACCGGAACGAGGGCACUGCCUACAUCACUGGGUGGAAGCGCAUCCAAGAGAAGCUCAACGCCCACAUCGACGAGCAAGGGAUCGAAUUCCUCUACUUCAAGAACAAUCCCCAGCAGUACGUCUCCCACGUCGACCAGUGGCAGGACAUUGUCAUGAGCUUCCACGGCGAUGCCGAUUUCAAGCACCUCGGCCUCAAGGAGACCAUCGAGCGGAUCAAGCAGGUUUGGACGGUUGGUGCCAAAUUCUACGGCAUCCCUGAGUCUUUCAUCCGCGUCUGCAUCGGCUCCUGCCCCGUCUGCUCGGACGCCGGCUCCAACAGCGCGGCCAGGAGCAAGCGGCGCCGCUUUGAGUACACCGAAUCAUUCGAGGUCCCGGCGAAGGAGGUGCCCUGGAGGCUUCAGCAGCUCGCCGCCAAGCACAAGGUCGUGCUCUGCAUCCGUCAAAAGUAUAUCAGAUACAAGCCAUUCAUGGCAGAGGUGAAGGAUUACGCCUGCCACAGAGCUGGGGAGCCCAACCCCAAGAGGUCCAGGGUUCUUAAGAGGGAACCCUACGCCUCUAAGAGGUGCGGGUGCGGGUUCAGGAUCAGGGCCAUCGUUCCGAUUACCAAUUACAACGAGAAAGAGAAGAGCUUCGUUUACCAGGAAGAAGGCAUGGCGGUGUUCAAGCUCUACGCAGUCCAUUCAGGGCAUGAGCCCGGGCCCCUGGAUGGAAGCGCCAGGAUAUUUCACAGGGUAGUUGGCAUGAAGGAUGAGAACAUGGGCUUCUUUGGAGCCACUACAGGAGGUCAUGAUUCAGAUACUAGUGGUUCGCAUAUUUCUGUUCUGCAACAGGUUCAGGAUCUUCAAGUUGAGAUUGGGGCAUUGCAGCUCGCAAAGAUGCCAGAGGAGCUGCUUCAUUCCUUAUCUCAGGAUCUUUCUGCAAUCAUUAAUAGGCUUAGAAGUAUACGAGAGGAUGAGGUUGGAUUAUUGAUCGGAAAGCAAAACCCUGAACAGGUUCUAGUUGGUGAUCACCAUUCUGGAUUCGGGGGAGAGUGGGAAGAUCAUCAUCGCCAUUCACAAAUACAUGCAGAUGGUGACCUGAUUGAAGGGGAAGAUGAUGAAGCGUUCGAGCAGAGUUUAGAGAAUGUUGCUCAGUGGGACGCUCUGAGGGCUGAAUGCAGGAGCAAGGAUAUCUUGAGGGAGAAUUGCAAGUCUGAUAAGUGGUUGGACUCCGUGAAAGAAGCAUGUCAUGAGUUUGAUGGGAAGAGUAUUCUUGUAUGUGAAGACACGAAACUUGUGAAGCCCAUAAGGCAUGAAGGCCCUAUGGUGGUGGAUUCAAGUCUUAUAGGGAUACAGGUAGAUGGGUUUUACUCUGAUAAUUCCAAGUGGUAUGAUUCACCUUGCCCACUAGAUCCAGGUUCAGACUGUGGAGAUGGGAGCUUCAGAGAUGGGAUUAUGUAGUGCAGCUUGCACUUCAUCGGGCUAACUAGACAGUUGAGGUUGUUUUGGCCCUUCUUUCCGAAUGGAAAUGUUUAUUUGUAAAUUAGUGUACAGAAGGAUGGUUUGGAACAAAAUCGGAAGCAUUCAAUCAAAAUUUAUCCUGAUGUCAAUAAAGUGCAGGAUCCUUCUCCAUGUUAUUGGUCCAGACUAACUUCAGCUACUACCAGCAAAGAAUGUAUGAUUAUUCCCGUCCUUCAUUCAUCUGCUUGGAAGCUGUAGCAGUUAGUCUAUGGCGAGGGUCUUCCUCCUAUGGGAUUUGGUAAAGCACCUUCAUUAUUUAGCUGGCUUGUCUUUAAAAAAUGAUUAAUUUUUGCUACUUUCUGCUAGCGUCUGACAAAAUGGACACUCCAUGAUAUUCCAUUUAUCUUUCAAGCUAUAUACCGCGUUGCCUCUUAAAAGAAUUCCUGACCUAAGAUAUCUGCCUAAAAGUUGUCAGUAUAUGCUGUUACAUGUCAAUUGUAGUUGCCCCAAGCUUUGGCUGUUUAAACUGAGAGAUCUGCUGAAGCUCCAUGAAGUCUUUGUUAAACCUCAAGUCAUUGACUACCUUCUUAUACUUGACAUGAUUUUGAGCACCUUCCAAGUACUGGAGUUGUGAAGUAUGUGUCUUCUGCUAAAAAAUUGCCUCAUGGUGGGUAUGGUUAGUCCCUGUAUGCUGUCUGGAUAAUUGUUGAGAGCUAAACUUGUUUAUUUGUGUUAGGUAAUGCAAAUAUGGUCCAGGUUUCUGAUGUCUGACAUGGUUCUGGUUCUUGGCCAUCUAAGUUUCUGCAUGGUUUAGCUGAUGUGGUUCUUGGCCAUCCAGAGGAUUAAUGACAGCUGUAGCUUUUGCUUAAGUUAAUAAAUAAUCUUAACGAAUUGUGUUUCAAUGAACUGUUAGCUCUCUCUUGAGCAAGUUGUCAAACUGAAAUUUAAGGUUGACAAGAACAUGUUUAAGCUAUUAUAGACUUAAUAUUUCUGUCUUUAAAA
Messenger RNA from Nymphaea colorata (pocket water lily), 3606 nucleotides. RefSeq lists its product as uncharacterized. The coding region runs from base 664 to 2604 and encodes 646 amino acids. NCBI's taxonomy places the organism in Eukaryota, Viridiplantae, Streptophyta, Magnoliopsida, Nymphaeales, Nymphaeaceae. The transcript has 3 exons. The record is from RefSeq and is a predicted model, not a curated record.